UUCUAAACCAUGCUUGUUCACAAUCAUUCAUUCUAGAUAGAUAAGCCCCAUGAUUCAACAACUCAUGUCAGAGCGAGCUGGAUCUAUUCAUAUCGCUAGGUCCCAUGUGCAUGAUAGACAUGUGCCCCUGGGUUGUCAGCUGUUACGUUCACCACAUAAACCCAUCCUCUUUUCCAGUUCUUUAAAGUGACCCUCUAUCAUCAUCCGUCGCAAUGCCUUGGGAGCCAAUUAAGCUGAAUUCUGGACACUACAUUCCAAGCAUCGGAUUCGGUACUUGGAAGACAGGUAACGGCCAAGGACCUAUCGACCAGGUUAAACAAGCCCUAGGAAAUGGGUUCACCCACAUUGACACGGCGCAGGCCUACAAGAAUGAAGAAGAAACCGGUGUCGCUUUGAAAGAGACCGAACUUUCUCGUUCAGAUGUCUAUGUGACAACCAAGUACUCCGGUUCAAACGGUCUUGACAUUCCGACUUCCAUCAACAACAGUUUGAACAGCCUUGGGGUAUCGGACGUUGACCUCUAUCUAGUCCAUUCCCCGCGCCUGGCAGUACCUGACAUUCCCACAUGUUGGGCGCAAAUGGAAAAGGUCAAUGAAGAUGGACUUGCUAAGAGCAUUGGUAUCAGCAACUUUGGCGUCCAACACAUGGAGACUUUGCUGGCAUCUGCAAAAGUCAAGCCUGCGGUCAAUCAAGUAUGUAGCACACCGAAUAAUUCAAAGCGACAGAAACCUAUCCUUGAGUAUGCCGCGAAGAAUGGAAUUAUUAUCGAGGCAUACAGCGCGUUGAUUCCCAUCACACAGUUACCUGGCGGUCCUUUGGACAAACCAUUGAACGAAAUCGCUGCAAAGUUCGGUGUAACGACCGAGCAAAUUCCUCAUGGCGUGGACCAAAGCCAAGGGGGCCGUCGUCGUCACCUCGAGUUCAAAGAAGGAACGUCUGCAAGGUUACAUCGCGGCAGGUGAUAUAACUUUGUCUGCAGAAGAUAUUGCUGCCAUCGACGCUGCGGGCGCUUUAGGCGAGGAAAAGCCAUUUUAAAUACCAUGUUGAGAAGGGUUGUCCUGCAGUGUCUGGUACAUGCAAUUUCCUCGGUACCUGCAUGAUGUACAGUUAUCAUUAGCGUUUAACAAGUGGUCAAAUGU
Suillus subalutaceus is the source of this 1139-nucleotide messenger RNA. Its product is annotated as NADP-dependent oxidoreductase domain-containing protein. Gene Ontology annotation, cellular component: cytosol. The transcript has 9 exons. The record is from RefSeq and is a predicted model, not a curated record. The coding region runs from base 213 to 962 and encodes 249 amino acids. Lineage: Eukaryota; Fungi; Basidiomycota; Agaricomycetes; Boletales; Suillaceae. Gene Ontology annotation, molecular function: aldose reductase (NADPH) activity.